GGGCGAGAUCCGUCCAAGGUUAUGGCGAGGGUGUCUCACCUUCUGAAGCUUCUUCAGUUCGUCUCCCUCUUCUCCGUCUCCUCCUUCUCAUGGCCGCCGCCUCUCUACUUCUGGCCCCUUUUCCUCUUCGGCCAGUUCCUCAACUUCAGGUUGCUAAAGCGUCACAAGAUCUGUUGAGCAUUCAUGGAGGCCCAAUAAUAAGAUUACAAGAUUUGGGGUUGAUAGAUUGAAUGAUUGAUUGAUUGAGAAAAUUUACAAGAUUGCAAGAUUUGGGGUUGAUUGAUUGAUUGAUUGACAAGAUUGCAAGAUUUGGGGUUGAUUGAUUGAUUGACAAGAUUUACAAGAUUCGGAGAUGAUUGAUUGAUAAAAUCCAGGCGCAUAAAAAGGAAUGGUUGAAUAUUUGACUACUUCCCUUAUUUUCCUACUUUGUUUUUAAAUCUUUUCUAUGUUGGAUAAUUCUUCUUUCUUUAUUAUCAGAUUAUGUUAUUUCCUUCUUGUAAUCAAUUCCUACUAUGCCUAGGAUUUGAUUUAUUUCUUUCUAGUUUAGGAUUGGUGAUCAGCUAUAUAAGCCAAUAUAACCCGAGAGGAAUUUAGUUUUUGAACAAUAUUAUUAGUGAGAGUUUUCUCUUUGGUUUUUCAAUGAACUUACUUUGAACUUAUCAAGAUUUUAUCUUGUGGCGUUCAUCCUUGAUUUAUCACUCACAACUCUUCUCAUCUAUCUUGAGUGUGGUAUCUACCUUACUUUCUUAUACAUUUGGUUCUUAUCUCUUUAUAGAUAACGGGUCAAGAUCCUUUGUUUUCUUUAUUAUAAAUCUGUUUUAGAACGAUUCUUGACAAAUGAACCAUUUUUUAUCGUCGAGUCUCACCUUCCUUCGUGGGGUUCACAUCAUUUGGUAUCAGAGUUCAGCUCUAAAUCAGGUUUGAACUAUCCUUAUUUUUGCUUUCAUUGUUUAUUAUUUCUUUUUAUUCCUGCACCAUUGUUUGUUCUUCGAGUCUGCAACUUUGCCUAUUUUUUCAUCUUGAUUUGUUCAAGUUUUGUUAGUUAUCAUUAUAUAUAGAAAAAAAAAAAAAAGGUGGAAAGUUGGGAAUUCCAAAAAAAAAAAAAGGAAAAUUGGAAAUUCAAAAAAAAAAAAAAGGAGUGGAAAGUUGGAAGUUAAAAAAGAAAAAGAACGUGCGAAAAUUCAAAAUUCAAAAAAAAAAAGUAUCGAAAAUUUAGAAAUCAAUUGAAUCUGAAUUAGUUGAAGUGUUGCUUGUCAUCUAAGUUUUGUUUGCAUAAAGUGUGAUGUCUAUUCAGAGCAGUCGACCCUAGUUGCAUCAAAAUUCGUAUCUCCUUUUCCUCUGCCUUUCUUAUUCAUUGUUUCAUUAUAACUUUAUUCUUUCAGCUUCUUAAAUCCUGCCUAUUUUUUUUCAUUCUUUGCGAAUUAACCCAUUCUCAUUCUUAGUGAUCUGAUUAGUUGAGUUUGGAUUGUUGCAAGAAAAAUUUUGAUCGAGUUCAUUUGAGUUCAAUAAAGAACUAAAAGAGGAGGCUAAAGAGUGGAAAAAUGCAAGAGAGUGUGAGCUCAUAAGAGGGUAAAAGCCAAGUUUGAGAAUGCACGAGUGUGAGUGCUAUCAAUCUUGAGAGGAAACCUGUGAGAGAGUGUUGUGAGGUUUCCUAACUUUGUUUUGGAGGGUAUUAAACAUGUCUCGAGAGAGUGAAGCUUAGGAAAAGAUAGAUUUCAAACUCUUCUUUCAGUCCUUAGAGCAAAAAUUUGAACAAAUGGAGAUGAGAUUUGAUAAGAUAAAUGAGAUAAUAGAUAAAGUUAAAUCUAGUUCACAAAGGGGGCAGCCACGUAGAGCUCCUAUUGUGCAAAGAAGAAAGAGCCAUCCACCUAGGUAUGACUAUGAAGAUGACUAUAGAGGAGUUAGACAUGGAGAAAGGAUUGAUAACAACAUGGACAACAUUAAGAUGCAGAUUCCAUCUUUCCAAGGCAAAAACGAUCCAGAAGUUUAUUUGGAGUGGGAGACAAAUGUUGAAAUGGUGUUUGCUUGUCACAACUACUCUAAAUUGAAAAAGGUAAAAUUGGCCACCGUCGAAUUUACUGAUUAUGCUAUUAUUUGGUGGGAUCAACUUAUUUUGAGCAGGAGACGGAAUCGUGAAAGGCCCAUUGAGACAUGGGAAGAAAUGAAGGCUAUUAUGAAGAGGCGAUUCAUUCCAAGUCACUACUAUAGGGACUUAUUUCAGAAGUUGCAACGCCUUACUCGAGGUUCCAAAAGUGUUGAGGACUACCACAAAGAGAUGAAAAUAGCCAUGAUUCGAGCCAAUGUGGAGGAGGAUCGAGAAACUACCAUGGCCAGGUUCCUAGUUGGAUUGAACUGUGAUAUUGCAGAUGUGGUAGAAUUACAACAUUACGUUGAGUUAGAUGACAUGGUGCACAUGGCCAUUAAGAUAGAGCGACAAUUGAAGAGAAAGGGAACCACACGAAUUAGGCAAAAUUUGGGCUCUUCAACAUGGAAAUCGAAUUGGAGCAAAAAUGAUUAAAAGCCUAAUUUCAAGCCUAAAUUCGAAACCUCCAAUACCAACAAAGAUGGAAGAGCACCAAAUAAGGUAAAAUCUGAUACUCUACCUCCUAAAAAUAGAGAUAGCAAAUGCUUUAAGUGUUUGGGGACAAGCCAUAUCGCAUCUCAAUGCCCAAACAAAAGAGUGAUGAUUUUGAAAGAUCAUGGUGAUAUUGAGACCGAAUAUGAGUUCGAUAAUGAGUUCAUGCCACAUUUGGAGGAUGUAAGUGGCAUUGAGUACCCAAUAGAUGGGGAGCUCUUGGUGGCAAGGAGAACUCUUAGUGUGCAAGUCAAAAUGGAUGCGAAAGAGUAACGUGAGAACAUUUUUCAUACUAGAUGCUAUGUCAAUGAUAAGGUAUGUAACAUGAUUAUUGAUGGGGGAAGCUGUACUAAUGUGGCUAGUACUAGCUUGGUGGAAAAAUUGAAUUUGAUGACUUUGAAGCAUCAUCGGCCGUAUAAGCUACAAUGGCUGAAUGAUUAUGGAGAAUUUAAAGUAACUAAACAAGUGUUUGUUUCAUUCUCAAUUGGGAAGUAUACAGAUGAAGUUUUGUGUGAUGUGAUGCCAAUGCAUGCGGGCCAUAUUCUUUUGGGGUGACCAUGGCAGUUUGAUAGGUGUGCAAUUCAUUAUGGUUAUACCAACAGAUUCUCCUUUGUACUUAAUGAAAAACCAAUUACUCUUGUACCCCUAUCCCUAAGACAAGUAUAUGAAGAUCAAGUGAGGUUAAAAAAAUAGAGUGAUAAGAAAAAAGAGAGUGAGAGUUCAAGAGUAAGAGAAACUGAGAUGAUGAAAAAGGAGAGUGAAAGUUCAAAAGUAAGAGAAACUGAGACCAAACAGAGAGAAAAUGAGAGCAAAAAAGGAAAAUGAGUUUCGGUUUGUGAGGAAAGAAAAGAGAGAAAACAAGUGAACUAUUAUGUAAGAGAAAAUAAGUUCAAAAAGGCUUUGUUUCUAAAUCAGCCUAUGAUUGUACUUUCGUACAACGAGGUUUGUUUUAGUACUACUGACCUUAACCCCUCUUUGCCUAGUGCUGUUGUUUCUUUUUUGCAGAAAUUUGAUGAUAUGUUCCCUGAAAAGAUACCUAAUGAUUUCAAAAAAGUUGUAUUUGAUCCUAGUGAUUGGGUUUGGUGGCAUAUAAGGAAGGAACGAUUUCCCGUUCAAAGGCAUUCAAAACAACUUUCAAGGGGAGAUGAUCCAUUUCAAGUGCUUGAAAGGAUCUACAAGUUCGACUUUCCGGGUGAGUGUGCAAGUGCAACAUUUAAUGUUGCUGAUUUCUCUCCUUUUC
Diospyros lotus (date-plum) is the source of this 3815-nucleotide messenger RNA. RefSeq names its product phosphatidyl-N-methylethanolamine N-methyltransferase. Lineage: Eukaryota; Viridiplantae; Streptophyta; Magnoliopsida; Ericales; Ebenaceae. The record is from RefSeq and is a predicted model, not a curated record. The transcript is spliced from 2 exons. Gene Ontology annotation, biological process: phosphatidylcholine biosynthetic process. Gene Ontology annotation, molecular function: S-adenosylmethionine-dependent methyltransferase activity. The coding region runs from base 1757 to 2518 and encodes 253 amino acids.